AUGCCAAUAAAUGCAGGGAGUGAACAAGCCCCUUCUCCAAUGGCUGGUCAAAAUGACUCGUCAAGUGUUGCAACGAAUGGAGGGGGCAACAGCUUAUUCAGGCAGGCAAAUUCACCCGUCUUCACGACUAAGACUUUUCAGAAACUCGAGGAUGAUAUAAAACUGGUAGGAAAGAACAUAUUAUACCAUGAAGAAAAUAUCAAGUAUUUGAACAAAGUUAGAGGCAGCUUUGGCCACAAGAUUGCGGAUAUGGAAGUUACUCUUGCCAAUCAUCAAUCCUCAAGCAAAGAUAUGACCAAAUGCAACGUUCUUUCCCAAAAAAGGAGCUUGGACGAAACAGUUGAACGUAUCAUGCAACACAAGAAUUCAGCUGCCAGUGUUCUCUGUCAUCUAACACGAAAUGUUUCUAAAAUGUCAUCCGCCAGGAAUGUCAUUGGUGUUCUUGCCACUCUUGGGCAUGUUGACAACAUUAACCUCAGCAGGCUUCUCUCAGAGUACUUGGGACUGGAUAUCAUGUUGGCAAUAGUUUGUAAGUCAUAUCAAGGUGUUCGUUGCCUGGAGACAUAUGACCAAGAAGGCUCUAUAAAUAAAACAGCAGGUCUUUAUCGGCUUGGAGCUUGCCAUGGGAAAUUUAUUGAUGGACGAUUUAAUGUGAUCUGUCUUCAACAUCUGAUACCAUAUGUUGGUGAGUUUAUGCCUGAUGAUCCACAAAGGAGGCUUGUUAUUUUGGAACCAAAGUUACCAAAUGGUGAAUCACCAGCAGGGUUUCUCGGGUUUGCUGUGAAUAUGAUCUAUAUUGAUAACGAGAAUCUAGAUUUCGUUACAGACAAUGGGUAUGGGCUUAGAGAGACUCUUUUCUAUUAUCUCUUCUCGAGGCUGCAAGUGUACAGAACCAGGAACGAUAUGCUGCAGGCCCUCCCUUUAAUAUCUCAUGGAGCCAUAUCUUUGGAUGGUGGGAUUAUUAAGAAGAGUGGUGUGUUUAUCCUCGGGACUCAGGAAGAUAUAGGUGUCAGUUUUGGAAUAUGGUCCGGAGAUUCUUUUCCAUCAAAAGAAUACACUGAGAUUGAGAAAGAGAUGAAGGAAUUAAAAUGGAAAAGUGACAGAAUUAACGAUGAUAUCCAGAGAGAGCAGGCUCUUUUGGCCACUGAAAAGUCCAAAUUCGAGGUCAAGAAGAAAGAAUUUCUCAAUUUCAUAUCACAAAGGUUGAUUGAUCCAAUGCAGCACCCAGUUCAAGCAACACAUGAAGGGGCGACCACACCUAAACAUGGUCUUUCAAAGACCAUUAUAGAAAUAGAUUAG
Molecule: messenger RNA, 1299 nt
Organism: Lactuca virosa
Lineage: Eukaryota; Viridiplantae; Streptophyta; Magnoliopsida; Asterales; Asteraceae
Source: the annotation of a GenBank genome assembly